Drosophila pseudoobscura is the source of this 6759-nucleotide messenger RNA. RefSeq names its product myosin phosphatase Rho interacting protein outspread (gene osp). The record is from RefSeq and is a predicted model, not a curated record. Gene Ontology annotation, molecular function: actin filament binding. Gene Ontology annotation, cellular component: actin cytoskeleton. The transcript is spliced from 12 exons. The coding region runs from base 924 to 5756 and encodes 1610 amino acids. NCBI's taxonomy places the organism in Eukaryota, Metazoa, Arthropoda, Insecta, Diptera, Drosophilidae.
AUUCUGCAGACCCUAGGAACAGCAUUUGGCCCCGCAUCGGAGCUUCGAGCCUCAGUCCCGUUUUUUCCCCACCGAAGGCAACACUAGGCACCGUCGCGUGUGUUUUUCUGUCGUCGGCGUUUUCGACGAGACGAAAACUAAGAAACAACAAAAAUCUCUGCGUUUUUAGAGUGUCUCUGUAUGUAUGCGCAUUCUCUGCGCUCCGCGUGUGCAGCUGUGUGUGUGUGUUUUUGUGUGCCAAAGCAAAGAAUCAAAAAUAAUUUCAAGCAUUUGUGUGUAGGUGUGUAGGUGCAUGUGCGUGCGAGAAGUAGCCGAAAAAUAAAGUUGAAGCUGAUAAAAAAAAGGGCAAUAACAAAAAGCCAAAGCCACAUAAAUAAAUGCAGAGCAAAGAGGAGGAGGCGAAGCAACAAAAACAACAGUUAGCGUGGAAGAAGCAGCGUGGGUGAAGUGGAGUAGAAGAAGCGGCAGGGCAGAGAAGUUUUUGCUAUAUUUAGAAGAUUCGAAGAGAGAGAGUGAGCAAGAGAGAGAGAGGGAGAUUGGAAGGCAUUGGAAGACAGAGAGGAGCGAAGCGUUUGUUUGCCGGCUGCUGCAGCGACGAAAUUCUUACAUAACGGAAUCCUUGGCAGAGAAAACCAACCGAAAGGAGAGAAAACAAGGAAACAAACAAUAAAUAAACAAAAUAAAACAAACAACCAAACUAUAAGCAAAAUAACAACAAAAUCAUAAUAAAUUAAUAUCUUAACAAUAUUAAAAAUAUAUACAAAUAAUCAAAAAUACAAGCAAAACCUUUGCAACAACAACAAAACACAAUGUCCGCUCACGUCUAAACACUGUUAUUUCUCUCUCGGCACCCCACUCCUUCGUACAUCAGUCCAUCCCCCUCUAACCACUUCAACUCGACCGUUAUUUCUGCAAUCUAUAAAAUGUCAACAAUAACAACAACUGUGGCCCCGCCGCCCACAACAACAACCACAGGUGGCGGUGGAGGAGGAGGAGGAGGCCGCACCGCCGAUUGCCGCAAAUUUUCACCGAAUAUCUUCAAUAAAAGCAAAUGCAGUCACUGCUUUCGUCAACGAGAGGAGCACUCGGCCGCCGCCUUGGAAUGCAAUAGGACGAUGGAACCAGCAUCGCGCAAGGUCUCCAAAUGCGGAUAUCUGUUUGUGGCACCCGACUGGGACUUUAGCAAUCCGUUGUACAGAACAAAGCGCUGGCAGCGACGAUGGUUUGUUCUCUACGAUGAUGGCGAGCUCACGUAUUCGGUGGAUGAUUAUCCCGAAACCAUACCGCAGGCCUGCAUUGACAUGACCAAAGUGCUGGAGGUGACCGGGGCCGUGGAGGUGACAGGUCAUCCCAAUUCCAUAGCCAUAACCGCACCGGAGCGCGUGACCUUCGUGAAGGGCACCAGCUCCGAGGAGUCGCAGUGGUGGCUCAACAUUCUGGCGGCCUUUCCCAAAUCCAAGGGUCGCCACAAGCGCAGCGCCACCCUGCCGGGCGGCCAGGUGGUUGGCAGCCUGCGGCAGUCGAGCAACAUGGACAUGUCCACGAAGCUGGGCAAUCGCCACAGCUCGUACCACAAGGACACGCUCACGUCCUCCCAGUCGGCGGGCAAUUUGCUGAGCAGCCUGGAUCUGAGUCCUAGCUCUACGAAUACCGGUGGAUCCACCACGGUGACCAAUACCCAGGGCACUGUGGACGACGACGAGGAGGAUGAUGGCGUGGAAACGGGCGAGGAUGUCGACGAAGAGGACGAGGAGGAUGUGCAGCCAAGGAAAUCGAAGGCAUCGACCAGCUGCAUCAUCGGACAGGAUGAGAACAAUCGAAAUGCCGGCAAUGAGAUCACAAAUCGGGUUUCCCAACCCAACACUUGCCUACUCAUCGAGGACAUACGCCGGGAUGAGAAGACCAUCAAGGACAUUGCCAACACCAUAACGAACCUAAGUCAACAGCAGAACAAACGCUGGUCCACGGCCGUCAAUAAUGCGCUGAACAAUCAGCACUCCUCCCAUUACCACAACCAUGGUCACGGACAGUACCAGACAUCGCGGGACGAGACGGAUUUCCAGGUAUCCUCCGCCAGCAACAACAACAACAGCAACAAGUCCCCGAGCAGCGGUGGAAGCGAGAGACCAAAGUCACUGCCACUGGCGGCCAACUCCACGCCGGCCAUCGUCUCGGCCAUAGUCAAGAAGAUACCCACGGUGAUGGUGUCCCAGCAGCAGCAACAGAAGCAGCAGCAGCAGCACCAGGGGGAUAGCCUCUCUAAGACGAAGACGCCGACACGGCUGCAGCUGCAGCUGAAGCCAGCGAAGCACUACCAGCACGAGCGAGGCGAUCCCGAUGGGGGCUGCAACAUGGACGAGCUGUGCCCCAACUACAUGGCCAAAACGGACGAGCUGCGAUCCGUGAAGGGAGGCCUCAGCAUCAAGUCCAGCUCCUCCUCCUCCUCCGGGGCGAGCAAACCCUCAGCCAAGGCCGCCACGGAGGAGUCGCUGAACGCCAAGAAGGGGUGGCUGAUGAAGCAGGACAACCGCACGGGCGAGUGGUCCAAGCACUGGUUCACCCUCAGCGGAGCGGCUCUGUUCUACUACCGCGAUCCGCUGUGCGAGGAGCGGGGCGUCCUGGACGGAGUGCUCGACGUGAACAGCCUGACGAAUGUCCUGCCAGAGCCGAGUGCCAGCAAGCAGCACGCCUUCCAGCUGAUCACCUGGGACAAGCAGCGCCUGCUGCUGGCCAGCCUCUCGCCCAGCUCCCGCAACAGCUGGCUGGCGGUGCUCCGCAGUGCCGCCGGUCUGCCCCAGCAGCUGGACACGACGACGCCCACGACGGGCGCCAAGCAGACGGACAUCGAGCAGGACUUUAUCAAGGCGCAGCUGCAGCCUGUGGCGAGUCCGGCCACCACGCCGGGCACCCCCGCCGGGACAGGACCCCACUUCUCGUCCGACGAGGAGUACCGCACCGCCUCGGAGGGCGGGCGCAGGGACAGCCUUGACUGGGGCUCCCCGCUGUCGCCAUCCCCGCCCGUGCUCCGCAGCUGCCUGCGCAACCGCAGCCUCGCGAGCCUCCACAAGCGCAGCCGCAGCUCUCCGCCCAGCUCCAGGCGCAGCACCGUCGACAGUGUGGCCAGCGACGAGCUGCCCCUCCUGGUGGUGCCCGAGGAGCUGCUGCAGCCGGAUCGGGAGCUCAAGCAGCAGUGCGAGACGCUGCGUGCAGAGGCCACCCUGCGGGAAGCACGAAUGUCGGAGCUGCUGACGACCCUGCAGCGGACGGAGCAGCAGCUGACGGCCCGCCUGCAGGAGCAGCAGCAGCAGCUCAACGGAGAGCUGGCGCAGGCCAAGCAGAGUGCCGCCGAGCUGAUGCACAGCCUCAGUCUGCAGCUGUCGGAGAGCCAGUGCAAGAUCAAGCAGCUGGAGGACCGCCUGGCGCAGGGCAUCGAGGAGAACGAGAGCCUGUACAAGCGACUGCGGGAGCUCCAGGCGGAGGGCAGCCAGGUGGCGAGCCUCAGCAAUCUGCAGCGCCACAAAAUGAAGCGCAUGGACUCGCUGAGCGACCUCACGACCAUCAGCGACAUCGAUCCGUACUGCCUGCAGCGGGACUCCCUGGCGGAGGAGUACAACGAGCUGCGGUCGCGCUUCGAGAAGGCCGUCAACGAGAUUCGGGCCAUGAAGCGGGAGCUGAAGCAAUCCCAGAACCAAUACGACGCCCUGGAGCUGGCCCAGGCGGCGUUGCAGCAGAAGCUGGAACGCUGCCAACUGGAGGAUGGGGCGCAGCUUCAACUGAUGGCCGCCCGCAUCCAGGAUCUGACUCUCAAGUACAGCAGCUCGGAGCGACAGGUGCGAGCCCUCAAGCAGAAGCUGGCCAAGUCCGAGCGCAGGCGAUCGCUGUCGCUCAAGGGAAAGGAGCAGCUGGAGCUGAAGCUCAGUGAACUCCAGAGGGAGACGAUCGAGCGCAAGUCGGUGGAGAGCAUCAGUCCGCCCACAGAGUCCUCGAGCAGCGAGUCUGCGAGCCAGUCCCCACUGAAUGCCCAUCUCAUACAGCGUCUGCACAGCCUGGAGCAUGUGCUGCUGGGCAGCAAGGAGCGCCUCGAGCAGAGUCUCACGCAACUCCAGCAAAUCCGCGCAGGACAGAGGAGUCGUCGCUCCGUUUCCCCCAUGAAUGACAGGAAGGAUGGCCUGCGGCAGCUGGAACGCGCUCUGGCCGAGACCUGCGUGAUGGUCAGCGAGCAGAUGGAGCUGACCUGCGUCCAGGAUGCCUGCCACAAGUGCUGCGACCUUCGACAGCGGGUGGAGAAGCUCUCGGCCCUGCAACAGCAGACCGAAACGGAUCUGCAGCGCAGCGAACAGCUGCUGGAACAACGAGAGAGCGACCUCGCCCAGGCCCUGGAGAAGUGCGCCAGCCAGGAGCAGGAACAGGAGCUGCUCCUCCGACAGCGUAACGAACUGAGCGACGAGCUGGGCAAACAGCAGGAGCGCUGCAAGCGCCUCGAGAAGCGUCUGGAGCUGCUCGAACGGGAGCACGGAAAGCAGCUGGAGUGCCUGCGAGAGGUGUACCACAACGAGCAUGUCAAUGCGGCCGACGAGCAGAGCUUCCGUAAACGCUACCAACUGGAAAUCGAACAGCUGAGGACGCUCUGCGAGAAGGGGCUGAGUGCCAUGGAGACCUCGCAUCGGAGAAUCACCUGCGAUCUGGAGCAGCAGCACAAGCUGGAAAUCGAGCGACUGCUGGCCGAAAAGGAGACCGCUUUGGCAGAGGAAACUCAGGCAACACUGGCUGCUCUGGAUGCCAUGCGUAAGGCCCACCAGAGCGAAGUGCAACGCGAGGUGGCACGCUUCAAGCAGGAGUUCCUGCGACAGGUCCAGCGGGGAGAGCACAUGCGGGAAGAUGGCACCACGCUGAAAGAAGAGGAACUCGAAGAACUUCGCCUGGAAAUUUUAUCGUUUUCCGAGAAGUACUCCAUCAAGUGUGUGGAAAAUGCCGCCCUGGAGGAGAAACUGCACUUGGCCAACAGCAGAUUGAGGCACUUUCAGCAGAUGCAACAGCUGGAACUGAGAAAUAAGCAAUUUCGUGCCCAUUUGGCAUCGGAGGAUCCAGCGAAUGAUGUGCAUUUUGUGCAGGGCCUGACCACGGAUCACACCAGAGAGGGUGCCCACUGUGAAGAUAGCGAGCCUGUACCAAUCGAACCCGUACCCGUACCCACAGUACAGUGUGCACCAGAAAUAGUGGCUGAACCAAGAACCACAACCACAUUGGGAACAAGCAGCGAUACCGAAUCGAUACCGAACCCCCAGAACCCAGACCCAGCGCCAGCACCAGUGCCAGCGACAGCGCCAGCCAAUGAAUUCGUGGAGCAAAGCCUUUUCGUGAUACCCUCCCAUAUGCUAAAUUGUUCCCCAGUGCCCGCCGCAAACCAAAACCAAAAUCAAAGCCCAAACUCUUCUGAUCAGAUGCGAGCGAUCCAGAGCGAGUAUCCAGCGCUCGAGGACGGCUACGAGCCGUGCUACCGGCCGUUCGAUAUAUUUGCCAUCUAUCAGAAUCGUUUGAGCUUCCAAGGUCUAAGAGGCAGCUCGACGUUUGGCAAAAGUCUGCGAAAAUCCACAGCACAGACAGCAUCACCAGCAUCAUCAGAAUUAAUAGCACCCAGAUACAGCAGCAGCACCCAUACAGCACCGACAACCAAUCCAAAUAAGCCCAGUCACAAGCAAAUGUUUAAAACGGCUGCCGUCAUUAACAUGCAACUCCACGAAGAAAAAGCACAAUGAACAAAAUGAAAAUGCAGAAGAAAAUGCAGAAGAAAAUGCAAUAACCAAGAGCAAACGACAAACGACAACAAAAACAAAAAACAGAACCAGUGGAACAACCAAAGAAUAAUUAGUGCUAAUACUAAAUAAAUAAUUAUAAAUAUUUAAAAUAUAUUAAUAACCAAGCAACCAAAUCAAAAUCAAGCGGCACAACACAUCAUGAUGUAUGUACAUAUGCGAAUAACAUCUAUAUCUAACAGAGCGCAAAACUGGUUGAGAAGAUCAUAAGGAAGGAAUGAUGAUGAUGAUGAUGGUGAUGAUGAUGAUGUUGGUGAUGUUGCAGCGUAACCGCCCCAUCCCUGAAAUUGAUUGAAAGAGAGCUACCAAAUGAGGAGUUCCACUAGCCCCGACUGUUCACCCCCUUCCAAGGCAUACUGGAAGGGACGUCGAGCAAUGGACAACAAAUCAAACUAACCCCCCAACAUACAUGGCAGCAAUGUUGCUGCCGCGUCAUCAAGAAACCACAAUUUUGGGCCAAAUUUAUGUAUUUAUCGUCUAUCUAUUCUACCAUUGUAUCUGUAUGUUAUUCUAUUGUACGUUUACCCAAUUCUCUAUGUCCACAAAAUGUGUCAUUUAUUUAUGAUUAUGUAGUUCUUAGGUCCUCGAGUAGUACUUUUGACAAACAGAUAUCUGCUCUAAGUUGCUUUCGACAACUUGUUCUGUUUGUUUUCGUUUUUUUUUUUCUGAUGUGUAUUUCGAUGCCUUAACCUGCACCGAACUCAGCUUCGUGUGGCACCAAUGACUCCUCCUGGGAGGAGGCACCGCCAGGUCUUUGAAUGCUGCUCUGGCGGAGGAAGCCGAGGUCGGUAAAGGUUCAGGUUCCACCCUAAAUUCCACCUAAAUUAAUGCAAUUUUAAUCUAGCUAAUUAAGCGGGGCAACAACAAAUGUUAAUAUUAUUUACCCAUUAAGUCGUUAUUUGUGCAACAAAAAUAAAUUCUAUAAGCAAUGUUUAUAAUUUGACAA